Messenger RNA from Salvia miltiorrhiza (redroot sage), 945 nucleotides. Its product is annotated as LRR receptor-like serine/threonine-protein kinase GSO1. The transcript has 2 exons. Gene Ontology annotation, molecular function: protein binding. The record is from RefSeq and is a predicted model, not a curated record. The coding region runs from base 387 to 875 and encodes 162 amino acids. NCBI's taxonomy places the organism in Eukaryota, Viridiplantae, Streptophyta, Magnoliopsida, Lamiales, Lamiaceae.
UUUUCCACAUUUUUCCUUCUUUCGCUACUCUUAUUGUUUUCAUAUCUUAGCCUCUCUGCUGCACACAACAUAACUCAAAUCAAAAGUGAUGAAUCCAUACUUCUUGCUUUGAAAUCCCACAUCACUUCAGAUCCUCACAAUAUUUUGAAAAAUAAUUGGACCAGUGGAACCUCGUUUUGCACAUGGAUAGGAGUUACUUGUGAUUUGCGUCGUAGCAAGGUGACUAAAUUAGAUAUCUCUUAUAUGGAACUCGGAGGAAGCAUUCCACACGAAAUUGGAAAUCUUUCAUCACUCGUUUAUCUAGAUAUGAGUGGAAACUCUUUUCAUGGUUGUAUUCUUCUCUAUCCAUUUUUUAAUUUGUUGUUAGUAGAAUCUAUUUUAUUUAUAUGGUAAUUCUAUCAGGUCGGCUACCAAAGGACAUUUGCAGUCACAAUAAGCUUCAAAGACUCAAACUACUUAACCUAUCGAGGAACGAAAUGGAAGGAGAUAUACCGUCAAGUUUGUACCAAUGUCCACAACUCGAGAGUAUUGACUUGUCACGCAACAGCUUUGGUGGAAAUGUGCCUACACAAAUUUGGAAUAUCACACUGCUUAAGGAAUUAGACCUUAGUUCCAACAAUUUGAGAGGCCGCCUACCAAAAGACAUUUGCUCGCAUAACAACCUUCAAAGACUCAAACUACUUAGCCUGUGGUGGAACAAAUUGGAGGGAGAUAUACCAUUGAGUUUGGGUCAAUGUACACAACUUGAGAGUAUUGACUUGGCAAGGAACAACUUUGGUGGAAAUGUCCCUCGAGAAAUUGGGAACAUCACACAGCUUAAGGAAUUACGCCUUAGUUGGAACAAUUUGAAAGGUAUGCUCUUGUCUUUAUACUAAUAAUUUAACUUAAAUAGAAAAAAUAUUAAUUUAUUUAACUUAUUUUUUAAAAUAAAAAUAAAAUUUAGUU